AUGUUUUACGGUCCCUAAUUUAAUUACCAACAGUUUCCAACUUUAAUUAAUUAUAAAAAAGAUAUCUUUCAAAAUUUUGAAUUUAAUCAAAGAUUUUCCCUUUUUUUCAAAUCCAAAUUUCCCACUAAAAAAGCUAAUUUGAAAAUUGAAAUAUAAUUUUUAAAAAAUUCAAUUAAUUUAUUGAUAAGCACUGUAAAAUUGAACUUUUAAACUAAUUUUUCUAUUCUUAAAAAAUAUUUCUCAAUAUUUUUAAUAAAUAAGUUGGUUGUAUUGAUUUAAAAUGAACAAAUUAUAUUUUUAUUGAAUAAAUUUAAAAUUUAUUUUUUGUAAAUUUUAUUAAAAAUAAAUUUCAGAGAAUACUUAAAAGUAAAUUUUUUAUUCUAGUAUAAAUUUUAAAAAGAAAAAAAUUAAUAAUUUACAAAAAAAAACUAGAAAAAUUUGAAAAUGUAUUUUUAUAAUAGGAUAAAAAUUAUUAAAAGAUAUUUUAUUUAUAUGUUAUCAACCAAAACUUAUUUUUAAUUUAACUUUAAUAUAUCUAAUAAGAGUAAUUCAAAAAUGAUAAUUUUAAAAAAAUAAUCUUCUGGUCUAAGUUGUUCAAAGAUGUUAAAAUGA
This is a messenger RNA of Tetrahymena thermophila SB210, 612 nucleotides long. RefSeq lists its product as hypothetical. The record is from RefSeq and is a predicted model, not a curated record. The transcript has a single exon. NCBI's taxonomy places the organism in Eukaryota, Ciliophora, Oligohymenophorea, Hymenostomatida, Tetrahymenidae.